Molecule: messenger RNA, 2742 nt
Organism: Phaedon cochleariae (mustard beetle)
Lineage: Eukaryota; Metazoa; Arthropoda; Insecta; Coleoptera; Chrysomelidae
Source: the annotation of a GenBank genome assembly
CCUGAAUCCGCCCCUGACUGAAAUUGUAAACAACAAUCGUCAUUUUUGAUAUGUCUGUUUUAAUUACUGGUAUUUUUGCUUUAUGUUUCAUGCAUGAUAUCUUUAUCAUUUAUAUAUCAACUGUACAGUGAACUGUAUCAAUAAUUAUUAUUGAUUCUCAUUUUAUAUAAAUAAAAAUGAUAGUAAGAAAAAGUGUCUGAAUGCAAUAGUUCUUUAUAAGUUCUGUAGAUUAUGGAGAAGCUAGUGUGUCUCAUAUUCGUGAUUCAUUUCAGUAGGGUCUUAUCAUGGGAAGGGCCAGAAGUGACUGUUCCCUUUGGGAAAAUUAAAGGUACGUGGGAAUAUUCCCUCGAAGGAAGAAGAUACAGUGCUUUUCAAGGAAUACCUUAUGCGAAGCCACCUAUUUCAAAUCUAAGAUUCGAGGAAUCUGUUCCUAUGGGACCAUGGGAUGGUACCUGGCCUGCAAUCAUUUCACAUCAGUGUGCUCAGAUAGAUGUAACCUCAAUCAUCUUUACAGGAAAUAUCACAGGAAAGGAAGAUUGUUUGUACCUGAACAUCUUCGUCCCAGGUGAAAAAAUCAACAGGACCAGAAAAUACGAUGUCUUCGUAGACAUUCAUGGGGGUGCAUUUAUGAUAGGAAGCGCCAGUCUCAUCAACAACCCCCCGUACAUCAUGGACACCAUGGAUGAAAUGAUUUUUGUCGCGAUAAACUACAGGGUGGGCCUGUUUGGAUUCCUGAGUACCGAAGACGAUUCCAUCCCUGGGAACAACGGGAUGAAAGACCAGGUGUUGGCUCUGAAAUGGGUCAAGGAGAACAUCGAAUAUUUCGGAGGAAAUCCGGAUUCGAUUACCAUUUCCGGGUAUUCGGCAGGGGGGGCCAGUGUGCAUUUGCACACGCUGUCGCCCAUGUCGAGAGGGUUGUUCCACAAGGCUCAUAUCGGGAGCGGGUCUGCUUUCAGUCCGUGGGUCAUCAAAGAAAAACCUCUGGAAUUUGCCCAAAAACUUGCAGAUGUUACAGGAUGUCCUACUGAACCAUCUCAGUUACUGAAACAGUGUCUGAAAACAAGACCGGCCAACGUUCUACUGAGUGUUUAUAGACGAUUCUAUGGGUAUGGACAAAUGCCUUUUUCACCUUUUGCAGUGGUAGUUGAGAAAAAUGGGACGAACCCGUUCCUCUCCAAAUUACCCUACGAGUUGGUCAAAGAAGGGCAUAUGGCGGAUAUACCUUUAAUAUUUUCUAUUGUGAAGGAUGAAGGACUCUACCCAUCAGGUUAUUAUUGUAAAGAACCUGAAAAAAUAGAAAAUGUUUGGACAGAUGUGGCCCACUAUCUCCUGGACUAUAACUACACCCUGCCAUUAGAAGAACGUAUUAAUGUAGCCAGAAAAAUCAAGGAUAUGUAUAUGGGUCCAGGAGCUAAGAUCAACGAAGCUACUUUCUUCAAUUUCACAAAAAUAUUUUCAGACCGAGAUUUCAUUGUUGCAACGGAAGAAGCAGCAAAGCUGCAUGCUGCAGCUACAAAAUCCCCAGUUUAUUUCUAUUAUUUCAACUAUCAAAGCCCAAAUAUAAGUUCUUCAGCAGUAUUCUGCGAGAAAGGAGACAUUGGGGGAAUAGCACAUGCAUCAGAUGCUAUUAACUGCUUUGGUUUCAGUUUAACGAAAUAUUUGUCAAAAAGUGAUAAGGAUAUGAAGGAAAAAUGUCAUCAGAUGUACUCUGCUUUUGCAAAAACAGGAUUACCUGUAUUCGACGCCAAUGUACCAUGGAAACCUACCUCAGGGGAUGAGCUGGUGUAUUUGAAUAUCACUGGGCCGGACAAUGUGAAAAUGGAAAAAACGAAAUCUUUGGGUAAUGUUGACUUUUGGAGGAAGUUAGGUCUAGCUGAGAAUGAAAAAGAUGUGUUUCCGAAUGCCAAUAUGAAACAUUAUGUAUGAAAGUUGUAUUAUAUAUCUUUAAAUCAAGAAUCAGUGUUUUUUGUGGAAUUUUAAGAAAAAAAGUCUACAUAAACUUGGGUCCAGGAAUGCUUCAUUUAGGAGAUACAGGGUGUUGAAAUACAGAGAACAAAUAAUUCUUUGAUAAACAUCGCAUUUCAUAGAAAAAAUGUAUUUUAUUUUGACGAGACCUACACCACAUACUUGGUUUUGUAAUAUUCUCAGCAACUUCAAUUUAGUGCCCCUAUAAAUAGGAACUAGUAACAUAAUUAUGCCUCGAUAUAGAAAAUUGUAAAUAUCGCAAAAACGAUCACCUCCAUAGCGUUGUUGAGGAAAUGUACCUUUUGCUUUUUCACUUGAAAAAGAUAUGGCGCAAUAAGGAUUUUCCAUGAAAAGUACCAAAAGUUUACUGUCAAAAAUGUUGAGAUGAAUAAUGACAUUGUACGCAGCGCCCUCUAGAGAUUACAUAAUAUAAUUAAUAUAAAAGUAUGAUUUUUCACGUCAAAAAAAAAACUGGAUAACAAAUUUUGAGAAAAUAACUUAUUUUUUGCAGUGUUUUCAAAAUUCGAACGAACAAAUUCAAUUUCAACACCCCGUAUCUUCCGGACACAAGUUCAUAUAUAAGUAGGUCUUUUUUCUUAAAAUGGUCUCAGGAAUACGUCACUUGAAUAUUUAAACGUACCUAAGUAUAUGUUACACCCUGUACAUAUAAAUAACCUACUCACCCUAUUUGUAUUUCAAUCAGUUAUAUCCCAACCAUAUCUAUUAUAUAUCACUAUUUGACACAGCACCCACUAUAAUGUGAAAUUUAGAACAAAU